This is a messenger RNA of Cariama cristata (Red-legged seriema), 677 nucleotides long. RefSeq names its product regulator of G-protein signaling 8 (gene RGS8). The coding region runs from base 1 to 543 and encodes 180 amino acids. Lineage: Eukaryota; Metazoa; Chordata; Aves; Cariamiformes; Cariamidae. The transcript has 5 exons. The record is from RefSeq and is a predicted model, not a curated record.
AUGGCUGCCUUACUGAUCCCACGGAGGAACAGAGGGAUGAGGACUCGCCUGGGCUGCCUGUCUCACAAAUCAGACUCAUAUAAUGAUUUCACAGCUAUUCUUCCGGACAAGCCCAACCGGGCUUUGAAAAGACUGUCAACAGAGGAAGCGACAAGAUGGGCAGACUCUUUUGAUGUCCUUUUGUCCCAUAAAUAUGGGCUGGCCGCUUUCCGUGCUUUCCUGAAGACAGAGUUCAGUGAGGAAAACCUGGAGUUCUGGCUUGCCUGCGAGGACUUCAAGAAAACCCGCUCGGCAGCCAAGCUGGCCUCCAAGGCUCAGCGGAUCUUCGAGGAGUUCAUCGAUGUGCAGGCUCCUCGAGAGGUGAACAUAGACUUCCAGACACGGGAACUGACAAGAAGAAAUAUGCAGGAGCCCUCCCUCUCUUGCUUUGACCAAGCCCAGGGGAAGGUGCACAGCCUGAUGGAGAAAGACUCUUACCCCAGGUUCCUGAGAUCCAAAAUUUACACAGACCUGCUGUCUCAAACCCAGAGGAGGCUCAGCUAGAGCAGAGAUGGGGCUCUCGGAAACCAUGUGCUUCCCACAACGGCCAAAACCCAUGUCUAAAUGUGAACCUUUCUUGGUGUUAAAAGCUGUGGGGAUGAGAAAAGAGGGAGAAGGGGAAGAGGAGGCUUCCAGAG